CAAAUCUCCCCCAUCUUCCUCUUCCUCUUCCUCUCUCUUUUACACAUACACACAACACGCAGCAGACCACAACGAAAAAGAUAUAUAUAUUUUAGGAUCCAACAAAAUCACAUAUUUACAGAGAGACACACACAGAAGAAGCAUCCAUCAAUGCCUGCCGACAACACCCCUCCUUCUUCACCACACAACGUUAAUCCCCACAAUGAAGAACAACAACAUCAGCAGCAGCAACAACGAGACUUGUCUGAGCUGUCUCCUCCUCGACAAAACGGUCAUCCAACUGACCAAGAACCACACCACCUUCAAAACGGCCAGCAUCAAGAAGAAGGGGAAGAGGGAGAGGAAGAAGUAGACAUCAAAGAACAAGAAGUUCAAAAAGAAGAAGAGGGAGUGGAAGGAGGAGGAGGAGGGGAUGGGGAAGAAGGGAAAGAAGAAUCUGAUGGAACCCAGUCUUUUUCUUCGUCAUCUUCUUCUUCCAGUUGUGAAGAUGAGGAAAAGCCUGAAUUUGUCUUUGUGGAACUUCCGGACAUUCGUAAAGAUGUGCAGUGUCCCAUAUGUUUAGGGAUCAUAAAGAAAACACGAACUGUAAUGGAAUGCCUGCACCGUUUUUGCAGGGAAUGUAUUGAUAAAUCAAUGCGAAUGGGGAACAAUGAGUGCCCUGCUUGCCGCACACAUUGUGCAAGUCGGCGGUCCUUGAGAGACGAUCCGAAUUAUGAUGCCCUAAUUGCAGCUUUAUAUCCAGACAUUGAUAAGUAUGAGGAGGAGGAAUUGGCUUUUCACGAAGAGGAAAUGACUCGGAACAAACAGAUUCAAGCUUCAAUUGCCCAAAUAAUUCAAAGACAGUCAGAAGCACUAGUUAAGAGACGCACAAUGGGUAAAGAGUCAACUUUCAUGACACGAACACGUCGGACUAUUACAAGGAGGCGACGGAACAGUCGGAGCAGUGAUUUUCAAGGAUCUGAAGACAUUGAGGAUGAAAAUGAUGACAAUAUAGGCAAGGAUUCAUCUUCUGCUGAUGAGCGCUCCACUGAAGUUAGGCAUAGGAGGCCUAAGAGACGGUGGCCCUCCCAGCCUUCUUCUUCAGCAGUCAAUUCAGAGGGUGGAGGUGCUGAAAAUGAUUUAGAUUCAAACAGAGAAAACAGGGGAUUAUCUCCUGGGCUUGCGUGGAACACAGAAAUGCUUGCUUGGGGCAGGGGUGGUACUCGGAGUCACACACGAUAUGGCAAUCCUAGUGGUUGCAACAACAAGAAUUCACGAAAUACUCGCUUAUCCAAGCUAGUAGAAUAUCUCAGAAGCUUAGAUGAAAAAAAUGACGAGUUGGAUAUCCAUCUCAAGCUUAUUUCCUUGGGCAAUCAAAGUACACCAAGCUUGCAGCAGCCCUACCUUUGUUGCCGGCCCAGUUUGUCAGUUAAACACCUAUGUGAAUAUGUUGCUCACCAGACGACUUUGCAAGCUGAGGAAGUUGAACUCUUGUUAAUUAAGGGGAAGGCUGAAAAUUUGUCAGCCAAACAUUCUCAGAUCCCUAUGGAUGAGCUGCAAAUUUUGAAGGGACAAGAAACAGUUGCAGGUCUUAAAGCAAGUUGCUCUUCCAGUAGAGAUCAUUUGAUACUAGCAUAUCGGCAGAAGGAGAUCAUCAAAAGUUGACGUUAUGGCUCCAUUGGAAGAAAAACAAAAGGCAUCUCAUUGGGGGAGAUUUUGGACUGCCAACAUUGUUUUGUUUUAAAGCAAGUCUCGCUGCUGAGAAUGGAAAUCUUAGUUUUUUUUUUUUUUUUUACCUUUUCAAGUUUUUUAGAUUAGCCUUUUAAUUUAUUCCUACUACUUCCUUUCCUGAACCCAAAGCCCUGUAUACGAGUUUUAUACGAGAAAAGUUAUGUUUAUUGUUAGCAGAUAGGUUCAUUUCAUCUGCAAAAUUCUCCUCGAUUGUGUCUCGAAGGAGGUUUCCAUGCCCAACAACAGUAAUAACCUAGCAUUUGGUUACUGUCUCGAGAAGACAGCUGUCGACAUUGAAACGACGAUAAAUUAAUUUUGUUGUCUGUUUUUGUUCAAUCAA
Messenger RNA from Populus trichocarpa (black cottonwood), 2050 nucleotides. Its product is annotated as putative E3 ubiquitin-protein ligase RING1a. The record is from RefSeq and is a predicted model, not a curated record. Bases 151 to 1644 code for a protein of 497 amino acids. NCBI's taxonomy places the organism in Eukaryota, Viridiplantae, Streptophyta, Magnoliopsida, Malpighiales, Salicaceae. The transcript has 10 exons.